CAACUAUUUGUUUUAUAAUAAUUUGGUUUAUGUGUAUGUGGUUAACUCUAACAAUUACAAUGGUGACAUGCUUGUGAACAAAGAGUUUGGGAUUCAGGUUUGGCCUAAACUCUCAUCCAUUGAAGCAAGGGUCUUGCCAGCCCCAGUGUUGAAAUAUCAUGAGACUGGACGUGAAUCUCGUGUUGAGCCAAGAGUAGGAGUAUGGAAUAUGAUUAACAAGAAAAUGAUUAAUGCUGGCAAAGUGGAAUUCUGGACAUGCAUUAACUUUUCGCGGAGUUCCAAUAUUCUUGAUGUAGACAGGUUCUGCAAUGAAUUAAUUGACAUGUGUAAUAGUAAAGGGAUGGAAUUUAAUCGAAGACCUUUGGUUCCUAUUCGAUCUGCUAAUUCUCGUGAGAUAGAGAAGGCUCUCUUUGAUUUGCACAAUGAUUCUUUAACUAGACUGGCAAGCUUGAAACUGACCGGGAAACAACUUCAGUUGCUAAUAGUCGUUUUACCUGAUGUCAGGGGGUCUUAUGGUCAGAUCAAGCGAGUUUGCGAAACAGAGUUGGGAAUUGUCUCGCAAUGUUGUCAGCCCAGUAAAGCAUCUAGUUACACUAAAAUAUAUCUUGAGAAUGUUCCUCUAAAAGUCAAUGUGAAGGUUGGUGGCCGAAAUACUAUUCUGGAGCAGGCUUUUGAAAAAAGAAUGCCUUCUCUAACUGAUAUCCCUACAAUCAUAUUUGGGGCAGAUGUAACUCAUCCUCAACUAGGGGAGGAUUCCAGCCCUUCCAUUGCUGCAGUAGUGGCUUCAGUCGACUGGCCAGGAGCAACAAAGUACAGAGGGUUGGUUUCUGCACAAUCUCCUCGGGAAGAGAUCAUACAAGAUCUCUACAAAACAACUGAAGGUCCUAAUGGAGGCAUUGUUCAUGGUGGCAUGAUUAGGGAACUGUUGAUUGCAUUCAAAGAUUCUGUUGGUAAUCUGCCUCAGAGAAUUAUCUUCUACCGUGAUGGAGUUGGUGAACAGCAGUUUUACCAAGUUCUUUUGCAUGAAAUGAAUGCAAUCCGGAGGGCUUGUUUUUCAAUUGAUGAACAUUACCUACCAACUGUUACCUUUGUUGUGGUUCAAAAAAGGCACCAUACACGUUUCUUCCCUGCCAAUCAUGGGGAUCGAAAUACAACAGACAAGAGUGGAAACAUUUUGCCAGGUACUGUCAUUGAUACCAAGAUAUGCCACCCCAGCGGGUUUGAUUUCUACCUCUGUAGCCAUGCUGGGACUCAGGGAACUAGCCGCCCCACACAUUACCAUGUGCUGUUUGAUGAGAACAAAUUCAGUGCUGAUGGUCUGCAGCUGUUAACCAACAGUUUGUGUUAUACGUAUGCUAGGUGUACUCGAUCGGUCUCUAUAGUUCCUCCUGUUUAUUAUGCCCAUUUGGCUGCAUUUCGUGCUCGAUACUAUGUCGAAGGUGGUGAGCUCUCUAACAGUGGAUCUGCUCCUGGAAGAGACAUGGCAACAAGGGAGAAGAAUUUGGAGGUUCGCUCACUUCCUGCAAUUAAGGAUAAUGUCAAGGACGUGAUGUUUUAUUGCUAGAGAGCACUUUAUUUUUUAUUUUUUUGGCUAAUAGUUUCUCAAGAAUAGGUUACUCGAAUACAUGCUAAAUCCCAAGUACAAGAAUGGAUGACUACGUCACAGAAACGUUGAUUUACUGUCAACUUACAAGCACAAGUAAAUA
Olea europaea var. sylvestris is the source of this 1706-nucleotide messenger RNA. Its product is annotated as protein argonaute 5-like. The record is from RefSeq and is a predicted model, not a curated record. Gene Ontology annotation, cellular component: cytoplasm. Gene Ontology annotation, molecular function: nucleic acid binding. The transcript has 14 exons. The annotation marks the transcript as partial. NCBI's taxonomy places the organism in Eukaryota, Viridiplantae, Streptophyta, Magnoliopsida, Lamiales, Oleaceae. Gene Ontology annotation, biological process: regulatory ncRNA-mediated post-transcriptional gene silencing.